AAUGAAGUUUCGUAUGUGAUUUACAAAGAUAUAAAAUCAACGACCAGUAUUCUGUAAUUUAAACGCUUUAAGCUCAAUGAUUCAGACCUGCUCUCAUUUCGGAUCGUAUAUAUAGCUUUUACAAACAGUAUUGACUCAUAAAACGUACAAAAUACGAUUCACAGGUUGAGCUAAAUCUUAACCUUAUAUCAGACGGUGCAUAUAGAUUGUGGUUUGUAGCUGUACCGGAUAAUCAUUGUGUUGUGAGAAAAAACAAAUAAUUAAUCAUAGUUUAGUAUCCCUGUAACUUGAGAGAUGACAUGUUAUUGAGACAAGGUGACAUUUAGAUGAACAGUAGUCUGGAAAACAGCUAUCGUAUAUAUCAACAACAGCAACAGCAACAUCAGAAACAACAACAACAUCAACAACAGCAGCAGCAGCACCAACUAUGGCGUCAGAGGAGGAACGGAAGCCGCUUCUAGCGCGAGAAGAGGGGGCCGUUAGAGCUGACAAGGGUGGAGAUGGGGAGAAGAAGGAUGAAGACAUACCCCCUGCCACGAUGGGCCAGCUGUUUCGGACCGCCGACUGCCUGGACGUGACAUUUAUGCUCCUGGGUGGUCUCGCAUCAAUCGUUCAUGGAGCAGGAUGGCCUAUGCUUUUCCUUUUCUUCGGAGGCAUGACAGACACCUUUAUUUCCGGUCCAAGUGGUAAUCCGAAUGUGACAAUUGGCAACAAGACAAACGACGAGUUAAAGGAUGAAUUUAACGACAAGAUGACGGAAUACUCCCUCUACUAUGUUUACAUAGGAGCUGCAGUCUUCGUGGCUUCAUAUAUACAGAACAGUAUGUGGGCAAUAUCCUGUGAGCGGCAGACUCACCGGAUCCGGAAACAGUUUUUCCGCGCUAUCUUGCGACAGGAAGUGGCGUGGUUUGAUGUCCAUCAGAGCGGGGAGCUCACUACCAGACUUGCCGACGACCUUGAACGGGUACGCGAGGGCAUGGGAGAUAAAGUAAGCUUCACACUUCAAUUCCUGGCUCAGUUCCUAGCUGGCUAUGUGAUUGGUUUCAUCAAGGGAUGGAAGCUGGCCUUGGUUCUCUUGUCCCUUAGUCCACUCCUCGUCGUGAGCUCGGCAUUCAUGGGCAAGCUGAUGGUAAGCUUCUCAAAACGGGAACAGGAUGCAUACGCAGCCGCCGGAAGUGUCGCUGAGGAAGUUCUAUCUUGUAUACGCACCGUCACUUCUUUUAACGGGCAGCGACAGGACAUUGACAGAUACAAUAGAGCCUUGGAGAAGUCGAAGGCGAUCGGUACCAAGAAAUCGUGGAUUUCCGGUUUGGGAAUGGGCUUCGUCUAUUUCACCAUGUUUUCGGCCUACGCACUUGCCUUCUGGUUCGGGAACGAGCAAGUGAAGGAUUGGUAUGAUAGCAAUUUCGAGGGAGGCAUGACACCCGGAACCGUGCUUACGGUUUUCUUUGCCGUACUGAUAGGAACAUUUUCUAUCGGAAAUAUUGCACCUCACGCGCAAGCCAUCGCAACAGCGAAGGGAGCCGCUGGUAAAGUCAUACACAUUAUUGACAAUAAACCAAAGAUCGAUGCAAGCUCUCCGAUUGGUCAACCGGUUGCGAGGGUAACGGGUCACAUAGAAUUUGAGAAUGUCAAUUUCACCUACCCUACACGAAAAGACGUCCCCGUGUUGAAAGGUUUAAAUCUGAGAGUGGAGCCAGGACAGACAGUCGCCCUUGUAGGACCUAGCGGGUGUGGAAAAUCUACCGUCAUCAACCUGAUUCAGCGCUUCUAUGACCCCGAUCAAGGACGGGUGUUAGUUGACGGACAAGACAUCCGUUCCCUUCAAGUAGCUGGGCUGAGGCGAAACAUUGGCGUCGUAUCCCAGGAGCCCAUAUUGUUUGGGCUCACCAUCAGAGAGAACAUACUCCUCGGGCGCCCAGACGCCCGCACACAGGAGAUUGAAGCGGCCGCCAGCAUGGCCAACUGUCACGACUUUAUUACAAAAUUGCCGAAGAGUUACGAAACUCUUGUCGGAGAACGUGGCGCGCAGUUGUCAGGGGGACAGAAACAGCGCGUUGCCAUUGCACGUGCGCUUAUUCGGGACCCCAAAAUCUUGCUCCUAGACGAGGCUACAUCCGCGCUUGAUACGGAGAGCGAGAGGGUCGUUCAGGAUGCGCUAGAUAAGGCAAGACAGGGCCGCACGACGAUCGUUAUUGCCCAUCGCUUGUCUACAAUCCAAAAUGCUGACGUCAUUUACGUCGUAGAAGAUGGCGUCAUAGUUGAAAGCGGACGUCAUGCAGACCUAAUGUCACAGAAGGGGGCUUACUAUCAGUUGGUAACGGUGCAGAUGUUGGUGGAGGAGGGAGAUAAUGGAGAUGAAGAUGACUUUCUAGGGGAGGAAGCUCAAGACAUUGUUGAGAACGGUGUUCCCAGGAAGCGCACACUGUCGGGAGGAGAUGGUAAGGUGAAGAAGCAGGUUUCCCGCCAAAUCUCCAAACAACUCUCGAAGGUCAAGGAGGAGAAGGAGAAGGAAGAAGUUGAACAGGAGACGGCGCCGAAGUCCGGUUUCUGCUCGAUGUUACGUGAAAACCGGAAGGAGUGGCCGCUCAUCGUCCUUGGAUGCAUUGCCGCCGCAGUCAACGGCGCCACUAUGCCCGUGUUCGCCGUAUUCUUUAGUGAGAUGAUUAAGGUGUUCAUUAACAGAGGCGAAAACGGUCUUUUCUGGAGUAUGAUGUUUCUAGUCCUCGGUGGAACACAGUUUCUGACCCUCACAAUACAGACGGUGAGUUUCGGCUACUCCGGUGAGACCCUUACGAAGCGUUUACGUCUGAAGACGUUUAAUGCCUUCCUGCGUCAAGACGUCGCCUACUUUGACGACGCGAAACAUUCCACUGGGGCUCUCACCACGCGGCUUGCAACUGACGCCUCCCUUGUGAAAAAUGCAACAGGUAUCCGAAUAGCCACAGUGCUACAGUCUCUUGUGGGUAUGGUGGCGGCUCUUACCAUCUCUUUCAUCUACGGCUGGCAGCUUGCCCUAGUGGUGCUCGGAGGGGUUCCGCUUAUGGUUGCAGCAGGCGCUAUCCAGUUAAAGACCGUUAUGGGUACACAGAAAAAAGACAACGUGGAUCUAGAACUGGCAGGAAAGACGGCUUCCGAAUCUAUUGAAAAUGUCCGCACUGUGCAAGCCUUAAGCAGAGAGCCAGAGUUCUACACUAAAUAUACCAGUUACCUCGAGACACCAUACAGGACCAAACUUCGUAUGACGCAACUGCAGGCAUUUGGGUUCGGGUUUUCUUCGGGUAUUGUGUUCUUCCUGUAUGCUGGUUGCUUCCGGUUUGGGGCCUACAUGGUCACCCUUGGCCAGAUGCAGCCCGAUGAUGUAUUCAAGGUUUUCUUUGCGAUCGCGUUCACCGGCCUUGUCCUUGGACAGGUAAGCUCCUUCCUGCCGGACUACUCCAAGGCGGCGACUGCCGGUGGGAUGAUAUUCAAGAUUCUCGACACAAUCCCAGCCAUAGACGUGUCGUCGGAAAGGGGCCAGUACCUGUCCGAUACAUCAGGGAACGUCGAAUUCAGGGGCAUCCAAUUCCGGUACCCCACGCGACCGGAUGUUGAGGUCCUUAAAGGGAUCAACAUAAGUGUUAAAGCAGGUCAGACUGUGGCCCUUGUUGGACCGAGCGGAUGUGGGAAGUCCACCGUUGUCUCCCUUCUACAGAGAUACUACGACCCACAGCAGGGCUCUAUAGAAGUAGACGGAACAAACAUCAAAGACGUAAAUAUCAAGCGUCUACGAUUCCUGAUCAGUGUUGUAAGCCAGGAACCAAUCCUGUUUGACUGCAGCAUUCGAGAAAACAUUCUAUACGGGCUGGAUGUGGCUUCAUAUGGAAUGGAUGACGUCAUUUCCGCCGCACGGUCUGCAAAUAUCCAUGAAUAUAUCGCAUCAUUGCCAGAGGGCUAUGAUACGGUGGUAGGCGAGAAGGGGACCCAGUUGUCUGGGGGACAGAAACAACGGGUGGCCAUUGCCCGAGCCCUCAUUCGCAAUCCCAGAAUUCUUCUGUUGGAUGAAGCCACUUCCGCUUUGGAUACGGAGAGCGAAAAGGUGGUGCAAGCGGCCUUAGACAAUGCCCAGAAGGGCCGAACGUGUAUUGUGAUAGCCCACCGCCUAUCAACCGUGCAAAACGCAGACUAUAUUUACGUAAUUGACGCCGGAAACGUGGUUGAGAGCGGGAACCACCACCAGUUACUGAGCCGGAAAGGAGUUUACGCCCAGUUGGUCUCCGGCCAACAGUUAGCGAAAUGAUAAUGUUUAUAUUUAGAAAAAGUGUUUUAGUUUUGAAUUUAGGAGUUUGUAGACAUUUGCAUUCAUACAUUAUUUUAUUCAUUAUAAUUGUGUUACUUAUUAACACUAGAGUGAUAAAGUAGAAAGCUUGCGCAAAACGCUACUUAUUCGGGUACGUGUAAAUGUGAACUACUUUUUGUGCACUACGUCAUCAAGGAAUGUGUACAUUGAACAAAUUUUGAAUAACAUGUACGAUAGCACGAGGAAAGUUGUUAAUGCGACAACAGCGAGUGUACUAAUCGGAACUCCUCGGCCAUUUUCCAUCGAAAACAACAUUGGAUGUUUGCUGGUACAUCAGUUAUUCAUAACACUUUAAAUUUAGUAUUAGGUAAUUAUAUUGAUUUAUCGUUUCUUUUGUAUUACUAAGUUUUAAUUGAUUUCCCGUGAAGUAUAUUAUUGCAUAAAUUAUUAAGAUUCCCAAGAGGUAAGUCAUUAAAAUUAACUGCUCAAUUGAAAUUACUACGCGAUCUACUUGCAGCGUAGUGUUAAGAUCUCUGACAUUGUAAACCGUUCAUAUACAUCCAAGGUUGUUUUCGAUUGAAACUGGCCGCGGUGUUCCGAAUGCGAGUCUACAAGUACAAGUUUUAAAAAGUUAAUUUGCAAACCAUUCUAAAUAAUGGCCACACUUCUAUGUAAGUAUAGCUACACGCCGUGUUCCGCAACCUCUUCAAUGUUAUUUGUAUUCAAGCUAGUAUUUUACCUAAAAUGUUUUUUCUGUACGGUAAUUUGUACUUUUAAAUCAACGACUGCCCUGUGAAUGAUUUAAAGGCGCGGAAUAUAGAUUGAUGCAAAAUAGUUUUUAUUUUAUUUUAUUUUAAUGCAUUAUCAUGUUUAACUCAUUUGAUUUUAAUGAUCAAAACAGAAAUAGGAGAUGACUUAGGUACAAAUAAAAAAAUAUAAUCGAUAAAUGAGUAUUUUUUUAGCUGAGAUAUUUGUAGCUGCAUAGCUAUUAAUUGAAAACACAACAUUUAUAGAGGUAUUUAUAAAGGUUCAUAUUGUUUAAUCUGUUUAAUCAAUUUUGCCUGCGAAAAAAAGAUUUUUGAUAUUUAAAAAUAUUUUUUAAUCGCGUUUGUAAUUUUAGAAAUAAUUGCUGUGAUACCUUUUCGAAAUGCAAAAGAACAUCAUAUUUUCGUUUUUUUUUUACAUACGAAUAUAUUUGUUGGCUUGCCUCUGUAGUUUUUGUGAUUGUGUUACUGCUUACAGUGUACAUUUUGUUUUACAUAAACAUUUCAUAUAUGUUUUUUUUCCAAUUUAAUGCAAAUAGGUAAUUAGUUGUCUCGAAAUAAAUUGAGAUAAACAAUGUAUUCACAUUUUCUUUUUGGUGCCCUUGGGUUACAUGACAUUUAACAAACCUGUACCAAAAUGCCGACAUUUAAAGCAUUGGUCUUUUACUUCUAUGCCAGCAUUUUACUUACCCACUUAAACGUAAAGCAAUAGUAUUUUUCUUCUAUGUCAGCAUUUCACAUACCCACUAACAUGGAAAGCAUUGGUCCUUUCCAUCUAUGACAGCAUUUUACUUACCCACUUAAAUGUAAAACAUUGGACUUUUACUUCUUUGUCAGCAUUUUACUUACCCACUUAAAUGUGAAACAUUGGACUUUUACCUCUAUGUCAGCAUUUUACUUACCCACUUAAAUGUAAAACAUUGGACUUUUACUUCUUUGUCAGCAUUUUACUUACCCACUUAAAUGUAAAACAUUGGACUUUUACUUCUUUGUCAGCAUUUUACUUACCCACUUAAAUGUAAAACAUUGGACUUUUACUUCUAUGUCAGCAUUUUACUUACCCACUUAAAUGUAAAACAUUGGACUUUUACUUCUAUGCCAGCAUUUUACCUACCCACUUAAAUGUAAAACAUUGGACUUUUACUUCUAUGUCAGCAUUUUACUUACCCACUUAAAUGUAAAACAUUGGACUUUUACUUCUAUGCCAGCAUUUUACUUACCCACUUAAAAGUAAAACAUUGGACUUUUACUUCCAUGCCAGCAUUUCACAUACCUACUGACAUGUAAAUCAUUGGGCCUUUACUGCUGUUGCACCAUUUUACAUACCAAUUAACAUGUACAGCAUUGGUUCUUUACUUAUAUGCCAGCAUUUCACAUACCUACUGAAUUGAGACGCAACAGUUCUUUACUUCCAUACCAGCGUUUUACAAACUUACUGAUAUGUUAAACAUUGAUCCUUUACGUCUUUGCCAGCCUUUAUCAUAGCUACUAAAACAUGACGCAUUGGUUCUUUACUUCAAUACCAGCAUUUUACGCGUUGGUCUUCAACUUCAAUACCAGCAUUUUACGCAUUGGUCUUUAACUGAAUUACCAGCAUUUUACACAUUGGUCUUUAACUUCAAUACCAGCAUUUUACGCAUUGGUCCUUUACUUCUAUUUCCGCAUUUUACAAACCGACCUACAUAUAAGCCGUUGGUUUGAGUGUUAUCUUAUAGAAGCAUGACUGAUCGUUGAGAUGGCUAAUAGUCAAUGUAAUUAUAAACAAAACAUGGCAUUGACAAAACGGUUAGAAUUAUGUUUACAAAGAUAUUUUUGUUACUUUGUGUUUUUGAUGGCUUUUCUAAUACUGUUUGAUGCCAUUUUAUAUGUUUUGUAUUGAUUGUGUGACGUUUGAAAUAAACCAUAUUAUACAAUAUUUGCGUGUUAGUACAUGAUAUAUGCAUGCUUAAAGGGAUUCGUUCAUAGUUUGUUAAUUUUUUUUUUUCAAGAUAUUUUUACCACGACUUAAAGUGUAGCAAAUCAUUGGUGUUAAAACAAAGAUACUGAAGGCUUGGACCCUUCAACAAAUGCUGAUAGAUCCGCAAAUAUUGUCUUUGAAGAUCACGAAUUUUACGUCAGCAACGCAAUUCGCCGAAGAGUUGUUUCGUGAUUGGCUGAUCAAAUUAUCACUUUAUGUUACCAAUGUCUUUGAUGAAGGUUAAAAUAUCAAUCCGAUGUGGUACCAAUCUUUGUGGCCGAGUGGUGUAGGUUUCGGAUUUCUAAUUUUUUCUUCCACUAUACCGGUAUGGGUUAGCUUCCCACUAAAACUGGAAUAUUGUUUAAUACUUUAAUUGUAUUGUGUCACCAAUUUCAGUAUGAAAGAGUUAUCUUUUUAUAAUAUAAGUGUUUUCAGAUGCCUUUUCUUGAAAAUUAAUUCUUGGUCCAAAACACGAGCGAGUCCCUUGACACAUUCAACAGGUAAUUGCAAGACUAUUUAUUAAUUGGUCCAUGUCGGUUGAAUUGUUUGCAUACGCAAAUAACAGAAUUGUUUAUUUUAAAAUUGUUACAGCAAGGUAAAUUAUUAAUUUUAAAUGUCAAAAAUUGCAUUUUUAUUGUUCAAGUAGAAUUUGAGUUACCUAGGAAUACAUAAUUCAUGUUAUAUUCAUUUCGUUGUCCUGAAAAUGGUUAACGAUUUUCACUAUGUCAUAACAUUGAAGAUUUAAAUUUAUAUCAUGAUAUGUGCUAAACUGUUCAACUAGGCAAAGUAUGUGCAUAUUUGUGUACUGAUAGAGAUCGUUUUGUUUUAUGAAAUAGUGUAAAACAUGUUAAUAAAGUAUUGUUAUCACGAACAAAGCGGUUUUACAUAAUAUAUUUAACGUACUGAAAUGCAUAUGUUGUCAAAAAGAAAAUAUAUAGAAUAAAUCUAUAACAUAG
This is a messenger RNA of Mya arenaria, 7956 nucleotides long. RefSeq names its product ATP-dependent translocase ABCB1-like. Gene Ontology annotation, biological process: transmembrane transport. The transcript is spliced from 28 exons. The record is from RefSeq and is a predicted model, not a curated record. Gene Ontology annotation, molecular function: ATP binding; ABC-type transporter activity; ATP hydrolysis activity. Bases 428 to 4279 code for a protein of 1283 amino acids. Gene Ontology annotation, cellular component: membrane. Lineage: Eukaryota; Metazoa; Mollusca; Bivalvia; Myida; Myidae.